AUGCAUAUCCUCAACUUCCUCCUUCUCCUCCUUCUCCCCCUAGUCCCAGCGAGCAUCUCAGCUGCUGCUGUGGACCGAAUCGUGUACACGCCGGGACACAGCGGAGACACCAGCAACACCUCGCCGAACCUCGUGCGCCGAGACGACGUAACCUGGGGACCCGAUGACGAAACUCAAGACGCCUGCGACUCCGACCAGACCCCCGAGAAGACCGAGGGCAGCGAGUUCCUCAAGCCCGACUGCCUGGACAUCAUCAAGUUCAACCAGCGGUUUGGCCGCUACACCAUCAGCGGCUACACCGGCGGCAAGUGGGCAAAGAUCAACGUCAAGGACACGUGCUGUGUCGCGGUUGCGAGGAAGGAUGGCUCCACGAAUGAUUUCGAGGUCGGCGACAUGGAUAUCAGGGAUGUCAUCAAUACGGCGAUGGGGCUGUACUCGGACAUCUUCAAGAUGAAGUCUGUUACGGGCGCGGCGACGUGUGAUGCUGCUGACACGUCGGGCAACGAUGUGCCAAUCAAGUGGAAGGUUGUUGAUCCUGAAGAUCUUGGUUGA
This is a messenger RNA of Diaporthe citri, 552 nucleotides long. RefSeq lists its product as uncharacterized. The coding region runs from base 1 to 552 and encodes 183 amino acids. The transcript is spliced from 2 exons. Lineage: Eukaryota; Fungi; Ascomycota; Sordariomycetes; Diaporthales; Diaporthaceae. The record is from RefSeq and is a predicted model, not a curated record.